Castor canadensis (American beaver) is the source of this 1231-nucleotide messenger RNA. It is a transcript of the gene Cd40, whose product is annotated as CD40 molecule. Gene Ontology annotation, cellular component: CD40 receptor complex; external side of plasma membrane. The record is from RefSeq and is a predicted model, not a curated record. NCBI's taxonomy places the organism in Eukaryota, Metazoa, Chordata, Mammalia, Rodentia, Castoridae. Gene Ontology annotation, biological process: B cell activation; immune response-regulating cell surface receptor signaling pathway. Gene Ontology annotation, molecular function: protein binding; signaling receptor activity.
UUUCACCCCGCUAUGGUUGGGCUGCCUCUGCAGUGCGUGCUCUGGGGCUGCUUGCUGACUGCGGUCCACGCAGAACCAUCUACAGCAUGCAGAGAAAAUCAGUACCUAGUAAACAGUCAGUGCUGUGAUUUGUGCCAGCCAGGAAAGAAGAUGGUGAAUGACUGCACUGAGCACCCCAAGACACAAUGUGUUCCUUGCAGAAAAGGCGAAUUCUUGAACACCUGGAAUAGAGAGACACGCUGUCACCAGCACAAAUACUGCGAUCCCAACCUAGGGCUCCGGGUCCUGAUGGAGGGCACCUUAGAGACAGAUACCACCUGCACCUGUGAGGAAGGCCAACACUGUACCAGCCAUGCUUGUGAGAGCUGUGCCCUACACACCGAAUGCAGUCCUGGCUCAGGAGUCAAGCAGAUGGCUACAGGGACUUCUGAUACCAUCUGUGAACCCUGCCCUGUCGGCUUCUUCUCCAAUGUGUCAUCUGCUUUUGAAAAGUGUCGCCCUUGGACGAGCUGUGAGGCCAAAGACCUGGUGGUACUUCAGGAAGGAACCAAGCUCACUGAUGCUGUCUGUGGUUUCCAGACUCGGACGAGAGCCCUGGUGGUGAUUCCCAUCGUGACAGGGAUCCUACUUGUCAUCUUCUUGGUGUCUGUCUUUAUCAGAAAAGUGAUCAAGAAGCCAAAAGAUAAGGUCCUCCAUCCCGAGGCUGUACGGCAAGAUCCUGUGGAGAUGGAGGAUAUUCUUGGCCACAACCCUGCUGCUCCAGUGCAGGAGACCUUACAUGGGUGCCAGCCCGUCACCCAGGAGGAUGGCAAAGAGAGCCGAAUUGCAGUGCAAGAGAGACAGUGAGGCCUUGCUUGGGACAUGGCAGCAUGGACACCUGGCUGGAGAGACUGAAGCUACUGCUGCAGUGGUGACAGCAGGAGGGUGAGGGACUGGAACUGAUGGGGCCCAGCCCCCUAGGCCUGCACUGGUGAGGUUUGAGAGCACAGACACAGAGCUCAGUUCAUCUUUGAGAACUUUCACACCUGUCCUGGAGCCAUCCAAUCUCCCCACCUGCUUUUAAAGAUGAAGAAAGGACUUUGAUGUGUGUGGGUGGGUGCACAGUAAUGCUCACCAAACCGCCCAGCCCAACCUAGCAGUUGAAUCCCAAAGACAUAUUACGGGAUUUCCAUAUGUCCAGGACACCACUGUUUUUGGUGCCGAAGGCACUAACUGUAUAUCGUCAGGGGAC